CGAGGGGUGGAACCCGAGGCCGUUCAUCCAGGGCGAUCGAUCCUGCAGCUCCUUGCAGUUUUCGCACAUCAGGCGAGCGUCAUACUACAGAGUUACAGUAAUAAUAUCUCGGUAUUGAUUUGCUGAAAUGGAUAACGAAACCAGUAACAUGACAGACCAUUGUUCAGAUCCUCUGCCUUACUCGGACAAGUAUUUUCAGGAUAUUUCCACUGUAGAGCUGGUGUUUGUCAUCGCCAGUGCAGUGUUGACAGUCGUCGUCUGUUUGAUAUUUUUCGAGAGUGUCUGGUAUUUAAACAAGUACUACCACUCGUGGCACACCAAGGUCUUCUCCGUCUGGCAGAUUGGACUUCAUCCAGCAAUUUCACUCACCUCUAUGCUGACGGUCGUUGUGCCACGGUCAUCAGUUAUUAACAGUCUUAUAUCAUCAGUAUACGUGUCAAUAUCGCUGCACAUUUUCAUGCGACUGAUAAUCCACUACCACGGCGGCGAGAAGAACAUGGUGAGGACGAUGUCUGGAGAAAAGAUUCCUCUUCGCAGUCCUCCAUUGGCGUGCUGCAUCUGCUGCUGUCCGAAAAUCACACUUACCAGGUCCAAUCUGAAGAGAAUAAAGUAUUUAGUACACCAAGUGGUGUUCCUGCGUCCAAUCCUCAAAUUCCUAGGAGCUGUCAUGUGGACUGAUGGCAGAUACACAAAGGGAAAGAUAGAUGUGUUCGAUUCCUUCAUUUAUAUCACAGUUCUGAACGUCGUCUCGUCCCUGGUGGCGGUGUAUGGGCUGGUACUCCUAUAUCGGGCAUCAAAGAAGCAUCUCAAGAAGUUCCACAUCAUGGCAAAAUAUAUCAACCUGAAGGUCGUGAUGGUUGUUACAAGUCUCCAGCAGCUCGUGUUCACAAUCCUCAGUCACUACAACGUCCCCGCCUGUACUGGCUAUAAUACAGCCAUGGCAAGAGGAAAUUCUUUCAACAACAUGCUGCUGAUUGGUGAAAUGUUCGUGCUCACCCUGCUGGCUCGGUACUACUACAGAAAACCCGAGGAGCCUAUCACACUGGCAGAGAUCGAGAGUUACGAUGCAUCCACCGAAUCCAUCACAGAUCGCCAUGUCCAAACGGUCAGCCAAAUCUCAAGCAUAUCCAACAACUCAAAGGACGCUAUUCCACAAAGUAAUGGAUUUGCAUGUACGAACCCAGCAACAAAGAUGGACGAGCAAGUGGAAUCAUAAAUCCAUUGCAAUAAACGCUUAUACAUUUGGUCAUUUCAAGCAGUUGUGCAGUCGAUACUAGAAACAAGAUCUGGUACCACAGAAGUACGCUAUGGACGUAUUUGAACUGAAGUUCUUCCUGUUGAGUUAUUAAUUAAUAUAUUCUAUUCAAAAUAGCAAAACCAUUA
Messenger RNA from Gigantopelta aegis, 1383 nucleotides. Its product is annotated as organic solute transporter subunit alpha-like. The coding region runs from base 128 to 1216 and encodes 362 amino acids. The transcript has 9 exons. NCBI's taxonomy places the organism in Eukaryota, Metazoa, Mollusca, Gastropoda, Neomphalida, Peltospiridae. The record is from RefSeq and is a predicted model, not a curated record. Gene Ontology annotation, biological process: transport. Gene Ontology annotation, molecular function: transporter activity.